Psammomys obesus (fat sand rat) is the source of this 2683-nucleotide messenger RNA. It is a transcript of the gene Mmel1, whose product is annotated as membrane metalloendopeptidase like 1. The coding region runs from base 71 to 2395 and encodes 774 amino acids. Gene Ontology annotation, molecular function: metalloendopeptidase activity. Lineage: Eukaryota; Metazoa; Chordata; Mammalia; Rodentia; Muridae. The record is from RefSeq and is a predicted model, not a curated record. The transcript is spliced from 24 exons. Gene Ontology annotation, cellular component: plasma membrane. Gene Ontology annotation, biological process: protein processing.
ACACCCCAAGCCAGCCUUUAAGGACCUGCCCAGUGGUGGCUGCUGCUCCUGAGACCGCCAGAACCGGCUGAUGGGGAAGUCGGAGAGCCCAGUGGGGAUGGUGGAGAGAGCAGAGUGGUCUGGGAAGAAGCGCUCAGCCUUCCUGGAGAGGGGGCUGCUGCUGCUGCUGCUGCUGCUUCUGGGAGCCCUAGUGGCCCUGGGUGUCCUCUACAGCCGAGGAAAGCAGCUGCCCCUCUUAAGUAGCUGGCUGCGCUUCUCCCAGGAAGAGAGGACGGUUGUAAAACGAGCCAUCAGAGAGUCACCACACAGAACUGGAAUCUGCACCACCCCAGGCUGCGUGGUGGCAGCUGCCAGAAUCCUCAAUAACAUGGACCAGUCAAAAAAUCCCUGUGACAAUUUCUACCAGUACGCAUGCGGAGGCUGGCUGCGGCACCACGUGAUCCCCGAAACCAACUCCCGAUACAGCGUCUUUGACAUCCUUCGGGAUGAGCUUGAGGUCAUCCUCAAAGGGGUGUUGGAGGAGUCCACUGUCAAGGACCGGCCAGCUGUGGAGAAAGCCAAGACACUGUACCGCUCCUGCAUGAAUGAAACUGUGAUAGAGAAGAGAGACUCUGGGCCUCUGCUGAGAAUCUUAGAUAUGAUAGGAGGCUGGCCUGUGGCCAUGGACAAGUGGAAUGAGACUGUGGGCCUCACAUGGGAGCUGGAGCGGCAGUUGGCUGUGCUGAACUCGCAGUUCAACAAGCGCGUCCUCAUCGACCUCUUCAUCUGGAAUGACGACCAGAACGCCAGCCGGCAUGUCAUCUAUAUAGACCAGCCCACCUUGGGCAUGCCAUCCCGGGAGUACUAUUUCAAUGAAGGCAAAAACCACAAGGUGCGGGAAGCCUACCUGCAGUUUAUGACGGCAGUGGCCAUGAUGCUGCGCAAAGACCUGAAGCUGCCCAGAGACAACACCAUGGUGCACGAGGAGAUGGCACAGGUGCUGGACCUGGAGAUCCAGCUGGCCAACGCCACAGUCCCCCAGGAGAACAGGCAUGAUGUCACCGCCCUGUACCACAGGAUGGAUCUGGUGGAGCUGCAGGACAGGUUUAAUCUGAAGGGCUUUAACUGGACUCUCUUCAUCCAAACUGUGCUGGCUUCUGUCGAGGUCCAGCUGCUCCCCAACGAGGAGGUGGUGGUCUAUGGCAUCCCCUACCUGGAGAACCUUGAGGACAUCAUUGAUGUGUACUCGGCACAGACCAUACAGAACUACCUGGUAUGGCGCCUGGUGCUAGAUCGCAUCAGCAGCCUGAGCCAGAGAUUCAAAGAAGCACGGGUGAACUACCGCAAGGCGCUGUAUGGCACAACCGUGGAAGAGGUCCGCUGGAGGGAGUGUGUCAGCUAUGUCAACAGCAACAUGGAGAGCGCCGUGGGCUCCCUCUACAUCAAGCAGGCCUUCUCCAAGAACAGCAAGAUCAUGGUCAGAGAGCUGAUUGACAAGGUAAGGUCUGUGUUCGUGGACACCCUGGAUGAGCUGAGCUGGAUGGACGAGACAUCUAAGAGGAAGGCCCAGGAAAAGGCCAUGAACAUCCGGGAACAGAUCGGCUACCCUGACUACAUUUUGGAAGAACACAACAGACGCUUGGAUGAGGAGUACUCCGGUUUGACUUUCUCCGAGGACCUCUAUUUUGAGAACGGACUUCAGAACCUCAAGGCCAGUGCCCAGAGGAGCCUCAAGAAGCUUCGGGAAAAGGUUGACCAGAAUCUCUGGAUCAUCGGGGCUGCAGUGGUCAAUGCAUUCUACUCCCCAAACAGAAACCAGAUCGUGUUUCCAGCAGGGAUUCUCCAGCCACCCUUCUUCAGCAAGGAGCAGCCACAGGCCUUGAACUUUGGGGGCAUCGGCAUGGUGAUUGGGCAUGAGAUCACACACGGCUUUGAUGACAACGGUCGGAACUUCGACAAGAACGGCAACAUGCUGGACUGGUGGAGCAACUUCUCCGCCCAUCACUUCCGGAAGCAGUCAGAGUGCAUGAUCUAUCAGUAUGGAAACUUCACCUGGGACCUAGCAGACCACCAGCAUGUGAACGGAUUCGCCACCCUCGGGGAGAACAUUGCUGACAAUGGUGGGGUGCGGCAGGCAUACAAGGCUUACGCACAGUGGUUGUCUGAAGGUGGCAAAGAUCAGCAAUUGCCAGGACUGAACCUGACCUAUGCCCAGCUUUUCUUUGUCAACUAUGCCCAGGUGUGGUGUGGGUCCUACAGGCCUGAGUUUGCCACCCAAUCCAUCAAGACAGAUGUCCACAGCCCUCUGAAGUACAGGGUGCUGGGCUCACUACAGAACCUGGCAGCCUUCUCUGAGGCAUUCCACUGCCCACGAGGCAGCCCCAUGCACCCCAAGAAGCGAUGUCGCAUCUGGUAACAAGGCUGAGCUAUGCUGCGGCCCAUGCCCCGCCACCCAGAGGCUUCGUGAAACGUGCAGCUGGCAGACAUGAAAGUCCUUGCCUGAAGGCCACAGGAGCCGCCAGCCAGCCCUCCGCGCCCAGCCCAGAGUGCAGCCACCCGCCCACAUCUGGGAUGAGUGGUCCCGCGCCCCUUCAGGCCAGUGAGGGUCAGGAGCCCUACAGGAGCUGUCGGCUGUCUUCCGCCCUCUCCAUAGCCUGUGGCUAAAUGUCUGGAGCUUCAGACUUGAGCUAAGUAAAUGCUUCAA